UCGAGGGUUGGUUAGGAUCGCGAAAAGCAUACCCAUUGGCUGUUAACGCCUCUUUUCACUGUAUCCCUGUUUCAAUUAGGGGUUGCGAGCGUCCUGGGCGGGGCUUAAGCUCCCGAGGGACGUAGUCACCUGACGCGGCCGCAAUCCACGUGCUUAUGAGGUCGGGAUAACACGUGUCGUUUCCUAAUCAAAUUCGUAACGAGUGUCGUAAUUACAUUUUAAUUUUUGAAAUAAAACUAAUUUGCGAGACCGCAAAAGUUUAAAACAACAAUAAAUGCAUAAGUAAAGUUUGCUUAAGUUAUUACCUUGGUAUUUGAAGUGAUAUUAUGGUUAAAUAAUUAAAAGCUAAUAUUUCUUUUAAAAAAGAGAACUUCAUCUGUUCUGAUAAUGAGCGAAUCAUUAAAGAAACAGGAAAUGGAGAAAAACACUUCAAUUCAUCCCCCCCGACCUUCAUCUCCGAGGAAAUUUUUCGCUCGUAUUUAUGGCCACUUAGAAAAACCUCAGCAACCGCAAGUAGAAGAAAGAAUAGAACAGAAGAAGGCAGUGACUGAUAGCGAUUCGUGUUCUGACGUAGAAGUCGAAGUUAGCGAAGGUGUGAAUAGGAGCCCGCAAGUUUUUGCGCCACCUCCUCUUAUGCCUUUGUGUCCUCGACCAAUGUUACUUCCCCACCAGCAAUUAGCAUUUGGAGCAGGUUUAGCUGCAUUCUUGGCUCGUAGACGUCGCAAAGAGAGUCGACCUCGUCGUCAACGUACAACAUUCUCGGCGCACCAGACUUUACGCCUCGAACUGGAAUAUGCAAGAGGCGAAUACGUCGCUAGAGCGAGAAGAUGUGAGCUUGCAUCAGCAUUGUCUCUGAGCGAAACACAGGUCAAAAUUUGGUUUCAAAACCGCAGAGCCAAAGAUAAAAGAAUAGAGAAGGCGCACCUUGAUCAACAAUACAGGCAACUAGCAGCGGCGUCAGGUUUCUUUCCGACUAUAAUCAGCGCGCCCUACGCCCCAACGUGUCCUUGUCUACCAGUACAUCCCCAACAAACAGUCAAUAAGUGAAAUACUUUAAGUUUUUGUAUAAGUUUAAAUAUAAGAUAACUUAGUAAAUAUUGCUAUUAAUCAAUCGAUCUCUAUAAAAUAACGGUCGAAUACUGGAACAACAUUUAAAUGUGUAACGACGUCCUAAAGUUAUUUAAAUGAUAUGGUCCCCUAAGAUGACUGUGGAGGAUACGCCGGUAGACGUAGACCUAAUGACACGGAUGGUUUUUUUCUUUUAAUAUUAGUAGAUUUUGUUAAUUUACUAAGAUCUCUUUGGUAAGAUAUAGUUUACAAUAGUCAAAUGGCCGGAUUCGAACCGUCGCCAUGUGAUCGGAAAUCUGUACUCCUAACCAUUAGGCUAUUGACGCUUAAAUUUGACGAUUGUGUGAAAGGUGAUUAGAUCAAGUAGGGAGUGAUGACCAAGUUGACGGAUGAUAGAGUUAUUUGGGGGACGAAAACCCGGUGCGCCGACUCUAUGGGAUUAGGUUAA
Papilio polytes (common Mormon) is the source of this 1516-nucleotide messenger RNA. RefSeq names its product homeobox protein rough-like (gene ro). Gene Ontology annotation, biological process: regulation of DNA-templated transcription. Gene Ontology annotation, molecular function: DNA-binding transcription factor activity, RNA polymerase II-specific; DNA binding. The transcript has 4 exons. Bases 388 to 1047 code for a protein of 219 amino acids. NCBI's taxonomy places the organism in Eukaryota, Metazoa, Arthropoda, Insecta, Lepidoptera, Papilionidae. The record is from RefSeq and is a predicted model, not a curated record.